AUGAUUCGAGUUGCCAUAGGCGGAAAAUCUAAGGCCCUUUUAUCUCACUUGACCUCUGAUCGUCCAAGCCAAGACAAACAAUCUUACGAGCAAUGGGAACAAGAAGAUCUAAUUGUGUUCUCAUGGCUCAUCCAAAAUAUUGAACCUACUAUUGCAGGUAACCUAACAGAGUACCCCAUUGCAAAAAUGUUAUGGGAUGCUUUAGUGGUCACAUACAGUAGUGGCAGAGACAAACUUCAAACAUUCAACCUCCAUGUCAGGGCUAAUGACAUCAAGCAAAAUGACAGCACCCUUGAAGAAUUUUGGAUUACACUCGAAGGUGUCUGGGGAGAAAUCGACAGGAUCAAUCCUAACCCCAUGAAAUGUCCAGAUGAUAUCAAGACUUACGCAAGAAUCAGGUCAGAGCAAAAACUUUUUCAAUUCUUAAAUGCCCUCGAUCAAAAAUACGAAUCAAUCAAAAGGGAGAUCCUUCGAUUGGAACCAUUGCCUUCGGCGGAGGCAGCUUAUGCUACCGUCCGUAAGGAAGCCGCUCACUAG
This is a messenger RNA of Lactuca virosa, 537 nucleotides long. The record is from the annotation of a GenBank genome assembly. Lineage: Eukaryota; Viridiplantae; Streptophyta; Magnoliopsida; Asterales; Asteraceae.